Molecule: messenger RNA, 4951 nt
Organism: Lytechinus variegatus (green sea urchin)
Lineage: Eukaryota; Metazoa; Echinodermata; Echinoidea; Temnopleuroida; Toxopneustidae
Product: cilia- and flagella-associated protein 57-like
Exons: 19
Coding region: 151-3804 (1217 amino acids)
Molecular function (GO): protein binding
Source: RefSeq, a predicted model, not a curated record
CAAUCCAGAGCAGUGCAUAGCAACAGCGAGACAGGUGCAUAGCAACAACACAUCAAUACGCGCUUGGCUGUGGGACACCUUUGCCACUGUAAAUUUUCAACCACGGAACAUAACAUAGAUUAAAGAAAUAGAUAAACAAAAGGAGCAACCAUGUCGAUAGCACUAUCACAGCCCCGCCAUGUAUUUGGCAUGAAAGGGGAUGUCUCUGGCAACGUCAGUUAUGUUGAUGAACAGACGGUGGUCUACCCUUGUGGCAGCAACAUCAUCCUCUACAACAUUGACCAAAAAACCCAGCGAUUCAUACCCGGAUCGGACAAGAGCUCUGGAUUCUCUGCCACAUGUGUCAGCCCAAACAGAAGGUACAUCGCUGUUGCAGAAAGAGGGUCUGAUAAAGCAUUGAUCACUAUCUAUGAUCUCCAUUCGCUGAGGAAACGAAAGGCCUUAAGCUCCACCGACAUCCAGUCCAAUGAGGUCGUCAGUAUGGCCUUUUCUCCAGACUCUAAGUACCUGAUAGCCCAAGGAGGUAGGCCGGAAUGGACUUUGGUCUAUUGGACCUGGGAAAAAUCCAAAGUGAUGGCUGUGACAAAGACUACAAAUCCUGCAAACAACGAUAUCUACCAGGUGUCUUUCAAUCCCCAAGAUAACACUCAAAUCUGUGUGGUGGGUAAUGGCAUCUUCAAGCUCUACCGCUACAGCGAGGGUAACCUCAAACAGUUUGCCUUCCAGAAGCUAGAGCCUCAGAACUACCUCUCGCAAGCCUGGGUCUCAGAUGAGAGGGUGAUCGUCGGUACAGACCAGGGCAAGCUCCUUCUCUUUGAGGCUGGGGAGCUCAGGAAUGAAAUGGUGGUCCAAGUUAGCUCCAAGCAAGAUGCUGACAAAUCUGGAAUGGGGACCAUUUCUGAGAAUGAGGGUGCAGGAGCCGUCACACCUCAGAUCACUGCUAUUGUUUCGUCAUCCAAGGGCUUUGCUUGCUCGGCUGGUCAUGGUGUGGUCGUUGUCUAUGAGAAAACAGAAGACAAAGAUUCUUACAAGAAAUCAAGAGAGAUCAGGAUUGUCAACAAUGCUCUCGGAGCAGAUGACAGCAGAGCAGAGAGUCAUGAGAUUAAGACUCUUACUAUCAGUCCAUCAGAGGAAACCUUGAUUGCCAGUACACUUACAAACCAGCUCUAUGCCAUCACAUUGUCCAGUGCUGAGAUUGGCAAGGGUGACCAAGCAACAUUUGAAGUUCUAUCCCAGCCGUUCCAUUUUGAUGUAAUCACUGGCCUUGAUGUCUGCAUCAGGAAACCUCUCGUAGCGACCUGCUCCACAGACAGAUCCGUGCGUGUUUGGAAUUAUGAGACAUGUUCCUUGGAGCUGUAUAAAGAGUUUCAGGAGGAAGCGUACAGUAUCGCCCUUCAUCCGUCGGGUCUGUACAUCCUGGUCGGGUUCAGUGAUAAGCUUCGUCUUAUGAAUCUACUCAUUGAUGACAUCAAGAAAUUCAAGGAAUUCCCUAUCAGAGGGUGCAGAGAGUGUUCAUUCAGUAAUGGUGGCCAUCUCUUUGCUGCUGUUCAUGGCAAUGUCAUCCAGAUCUACUCAUCAACUACCUUUGAGAAUGUCUCCAAUCUCAAAGGCCACAAUGGAAAGGUGAGGUCGGUGAUAUGGAGUUCUGACGACAGCAAGAUCAUAUCUUGUGGUAUGGAUGGCGCUGUGUACGAAUGGAAUGCCUUCUCGGGGAAGCGAGAGGGUGAGAGUGUCCUCAAGUCGUGCAGCUACACCUGCGUGACCUCUAACCCGGAAGGAAAGGUCACCUUUGCUGUGGGAUCAGACAGAACCCUCAAGGAAAUAUCAGAUUCACAGAUCUUGCGUGAAUUGGAUUCUAAUGAGACCACCCUAUCUCAAGUUGUCAUGUCACAUAGCGGGCGCAUGUUGUUCGCCGGUACCGGUAACGGGACCCUGCGCUCCAUGAAGUUCCCUCUGACCUCACCAGGAGAAUGGCAGGAGCACAUGGGUCACGGUGGAGCCAUCACUAAGAUGAGGAUCACAUAUGAUGACCAAUACCUGAUCACCAUCUCUGAGGAUGCUGUCCUUAUGAUCUGGAAGAUCGCUGAUAAAGAAGGGCGUGGCCUGAAGAGAACAGACAAGGAGGUCGGCUAUGCAGAGGAAAUCCUCAUCACAAAAACAGACCUGGAGGAUAAGAACCAAGAGAUGGGCGAGCUGAAGCAACGGGUAGAAGAGCUGAAGAUGGAGAACGAGUACCAGCUGAGGCUGAAGGACAUGAACUACAACGAGAAGAUCAAGGAGCUGACGGAGAAGUUCAUCCAGGAGAUGGAGUCUCUGAAGACCAAGAACCAGGUGCUCAAGACGGAGAAGGACAAGGAGGAGGCCAAGCAUGACGAGGAGCUGGCAGAGACCAUGGAGAAGCAUGCCAAGGAGCUGCAGGAUCUUGAAUCUGCCAACAACCAGAAGCUGAUGAUUGAGUAUGAGAAGUACCAGGAGCUCCAGUCUAAGAGCCAGAAGAUGCAGGAAGACUAUGAGAGACAGCUGGCCGAGAUGGAGGAGUCCAAGGAGCAGGCCCUGGAGGAGCUGACGGAGUACUACGAGACCAAGCUCCAGGAGAAAACAACCCUCCUGGAUCAGGCUACAGAGGAAUCUCGCCAGCAGCAGCGUGAGUACGAGGAGACCAAGAAACAAAUUGAAGAGGACGCUGAUAGAGAGAUCUUAGAUAUCAAGAACAAAUACGAAAGACGACUGAGAGACGAGAAGGAGGCUAACAUGAGACUCAAGGGAGAGACAGGCAUCAUGAGGAAAAAGUUCACCAGUCAACAGAAGGAGAUAGAGGAUCACAAAGAUGACAUCAAGAAGCUCCAGAAUGAACAGACCAAGCUCCAGGGUGUCAUCAAAUCACUGGAGAAGGAUAUCUACGGUCUCAAGAAAGAGAUUCAAGAGAGAGAUGAAACCAUUCAGGAUAAGGAGAAGCGCAUCUAUGACCUCAAGAAGAAGAACCAGGAGCUGGAAAAGUUCAAGUUUGUCCUGGAUUACAAGAUCAAGGAGCUGAAGAAGCAGAUCGAGCCGAGGGAGAACGACAUCAAGGACAUGAAGGAGCAGAUCCAGGAGAUGGAGAGCGAGCUGGAGCGCUUCCACAAGCAGAACACCCAGCUGGAGCUCAACAUCACCGAGCUGAGGCAGAAACUCAAGGCAACAGAGAAGGAGAUGCUUAUGGAGAGACAGAAGGUGCGAGACAUGGAUGCCAUCAGCAGGCGAUUCAAGACAGAUCUUCAUAACUGCGUUGGCUUUGUUCAGGAACCUAAGAAACUCAAGGAGAGCAUCAAGGCCCUCUACCAGAAACAUGUCCAAGAUGAUACAGUGGAGUCUGCCAGUGUAGAUGCUGAUAUCCAGAGGGAGUAUAGCCGACAGAGGAAACAUCUAGAGCAGAGCGUAGCAUCACUUCGUAAGAAACUCACCAAGGAUACAGAGAUCCAUAGAGCAGAUAAUGUCAGAAUCAUGCAGGAAAAUGUUUCACUCAUCAAAGAGAUCAAUGAUUUGAGGAGAGAACUAAAGAUCGCUCGUACCCAGGUCCAUGACCUCGAGGCCGCCCUCGGUAUCAAGAAAAACAAGACCCCCACCCAAGAUCUAACCUCCAUCCCCAACGGAUCCGUCACCUCCGGCCUCGCCUCGAGGGAGGGUCGCAACGAGGAGAAUGUUAAGAUCAUCGAGAUGCAGCGAGAAGAGAUCCGCAAGCUGAGGACGGCACUUAUGGACGCCGAACAGUUUGCAACGCAAAGACCGCCGUCGGGUGCAAGGCUUCCUCCCGUGCUUGCACAAUAAUUUAUGCCACUUGUAUGUACAGUAGAGUAUAUUUCAGACUUUAUCAUAUGUUCCUCAGAAUAUUUUUGAGGUGUGAAGUGCUAGUUUUUCACCGAAUGAAUUUUUAAAUGUCACCUGGCUUGCGUAUCAGCUCACAGAGAAAACUUAAUCUCUAAUCUUAAACACAAAGAAACAUUCUUGGCAGUGCUCGCCUUUGGUUAAUUACCAAAAGACUAUAUAUCAGCAAAGAGUUACAUUGUGCUUUCAAUUUUGCAGACCAAUUUGUCAUAUCACCUUGUCAAUAUCUCAAAUGACUUUCCAAAUAUUUCAUCUUUUUUAUAUUGAUCAAGAAGCCUUCCAAGUUUUCUCCAUAUAGCCUACUUGUAUGGACAGUGGCGGAACCAGGAGUUUGAAAUAGAGGGUGGGGGUGCAAAUAGCAAAAAUUGAAAUAGAGGGGGCGCAGAUGACAAUUUUCUUAGAAUUAGAUAUAAUGAUAUGUAUUCUUAAUGGGCAUUUCUUAAGAUAUAGAGGGGCAUGUACCCCUUGCGCCUCCCCCCCCCCUGAAUCCGCCACUGCAAUUCUAUAUCACACCUUGAAACAGAAUGCAACCAUCUGUGCCUGAAUGUAUCGUUAAGAUGACAGUUCGCACUGCAGUUCACACAUUAGCACAAUUUUCACCUUGAUGUUGCCCAUGCAGACAAGAUUAUCGAUGUCGCCUUUAAGGAAGGAAUUAAAGACAGGUGUCAAGGACACAAUGAUGCAUUGUCUUUGCCAACGCUUCAUAACCUUUUGAUUUGUUUUGAAAGGGCUGCGUCUCGUGAUGUGAGUCACAAGAUCAAACCAUGCAAGAGAAGUGUAAACAUUAUCACCAAGUAAAAAUGAAAGUCUAUCAAACUCUAUUUGGGGUUCAUAUUCUCAGCUCCCAUAUAAUGAGAUUGUUUGCACAUUUUGAAACAGACGUUAUGACUAGUCAGACAGUGGGUUGGUGAAAAGCUGAAUUCACAAUAGAAGUGAUAUGCGUGUAUGCCAUGUCCUCAGCCAAUUCGCCCAGACCUAUAUGUGUGUGUGUGUUUAUUUGGGUGUUUCUAUAUUGAACUUAAUUCUUCUGAGAUAAUUAAUUGAGUGGAGCAGAUUUUCAAAUGGGAGUUCCAAUCAAAAAGAAACAACC